Messenger RNA from Talaromyces rugulosus, 2958 nucleotides. RefSeq lists its product as uncharacterized. The record is from RefSeq and is a predicted model, not a curated record. The coding region runs from base 1 to 2958 and encodes 985 amino acids. Lineage: Eukaryota; Fungi; Ascomycota; Eurotiomycetes; Eurotiales; Trichocomaceae. The transcript is spliced from 3 exons.
AUGGACGACCCAAUCUAUCGACCACGGCCUCAGAGCAGAGAAAACACCCAUGACAGAACAGAAUCGGGCUCUGUCUCGCCACAACGCGCCCGUCGACAGCAGCGGGGCCCGUCGCAGAAGGCAAUGCUGUCAAAGGCAUUGCAAAAGGCAAACACUGCAGUUUUGCUGGACAAUGCUGCCAAUUUCGAAGGCGCCAUUGAAGCAUACCAAGAUGCAUGCCAGCUUCUGCAGCUUGUAAUGGUGCGGAGUAGCGGGACUGACGACGAGAAAUCAAAAUUACAGGAAAUUCGCAAUACCUACACGAGCCGUAUCAAAGAACUGGAGCGCCUCGAUCUUUCGUCGCAACAGUCUGGUGGUGACAAGGCUCUUCCGGAACGGCCACUUAGCGACCACAGCUUGGCUCCGACGAACUCGCAGCCUGUAGGAGAAACUGAGAACCAGGAUGCCACGCCUACACAAGCAAAUAAUUUCUCUCAAGAAACCGACAUCGACACUAGCUUGCCAGAUCGCCGAAGAUCGUUACUACCGUCUGCGUAUGGUGACAGCGCAACAAAAGCUUCCGACCCCGGAGCCGGACAGGAAGAGGGGUUCUCUUCCUCACAGCUGGUUCUUGAUAUUGGCCACUUUUCCGAGCCCUUCUCACCCUUCGCCCCUCCGGAAGCAGGAAACCGCCAUAGUGACAUUGUCCCCGCCAACUCGGAGUUAUACGAAUUGGCUGCCUCGAAAGGACCAGAACCGGCCAACGGAAACGAUCCCACAUCAUGGCUAGACACCAUUGAUGAAUCCGGAGCUUCUUCGCCUGUUUCUGCCAAGUCGAAACUGUCGAUGUAUUCGCGCACCACCGGUUCGCGCCAGGAGAGCAAUGGCACUGAAGCCGAAUUCGACGCUGCUUUGGAUGCAGCAGUUGAGGCUGCUUAUAAUGAAGGCCUAGAGCCCGCUUUGAACCCCCUUGAAAAUGCUUACGACAAUGGAGAUGACGUGGUGUUGAACGCGAAGAGGAAUAUUGAGAUCGCCAAACAGAGGGUACGGGAGGCCGAGAGAGAAGCGCAAGAAGCUAUGGCGCGAGGACUCGAACAGCGGAGAAUGAUGGACGAAAGUGCAUGGUCGCACGAUAACAGCAUGGACCUAGAUUACGUUGGCGAAGAAGCCGAGGAAGAGGAACGCAUAUUGGAAGAAAUGACCAAAGGCUACGUUAUGGACGACUUCGACCUUGAUCUGCACACCAAGUCUGCCUUGCCCCGACAGUCAGAUUCCAGUAAUUUCUCCGGAAGAACGUGGGGCAGCUCUGUGACAUCAAACCCUGCCACUGCUAUUACUUCUCUGUCUACCUUGGCAGAAGAAAGCGCUCUCCCGUCUGGUGCUGCAGCAAUGGCCAGUAAACUGCCAACUGUACCUCAGGAGCAGUCUGUUCCCCUCUCGUCACCGCCAGGAGUCCGAGCUCGUCGUUUAUCUGGAGCAAACAUGAAGCAAUUGAAGAUUGAUACGAACCGCACUCAUGGCCACCCCCCAGGCCCCAAAACCGAGCCUUUCGCCGCACCAUUCAGAAGCCCUCCUCCGCCAAUUCCUCAGUACGAGCCGCUGCCUAGUGUACCCCUACCGCCUCCGAAUACAUCCAAACCCCUCCCUAGUGUGAUUCCCGACAAGAGAACGUCAAAUGAGUCCUUGAAAGAAGAUGGUUAUGGCGCGGGCCUUUCAAGGGCUAUCACUCAAGAUAGCGAUGACUUCAAUCAAUCCUUGCUAUCUUCGCCUCCCAGACCCAUUGGCAAAACUCCUUCUGCGCCCGGGAUUCUUCGGAAAAACACCUCGUCUUCCAGCCUUGGGGCUAUGAUGGCGAGGAACAUGUCCGUCUCUACCCCUGAUAUCUUGAAUGAGUCUCCGAAUACCCCAUCUAGCAGCACUUUUCCCACCUUCGAUUUCCAGCAGAGAGCAAUCCCGAAUAGUUUUGUCCCUCCCUUGCCUACGCCCACUGGAACAGCAUUUGCAACUGGAACACCAUUCGCCGACGGUUUACCUCGAGGCUUUUAUCUUUUUGACAAUGACAUACACUCCCCCUCAACACCUGGCGCGCCCAACGAGUCAGCCCCCAACGCUCCGCUGGCGCUGGAACCCUGCCCAGGAUCCUAUCUUCACCGUCCUUUCUGGCUGAUGCGAAGUCUGUAUCAGACGAUAACGCAUCCCCGUGGCGGUUACCUGUCAACAAAGCUGUUUAUACCUAAAGAAGUAUGGCUGGUAAAAAAUGUCAAGAUCCGCGCCAUGGAGGAUAAAAUCUCCUUGUGUGACUUGCUUACGGCUGCUCUGCUCAAACUUGCCCAGGUUGACACAUAUGAUGCCGAUGCAGUUUUGGAAGAGAUGCAGUCAUUUGAAAACAUGCUGGAUCAAGCACAGUCGUCGUUUUCCAAGAAGCUGGGGAAUGAGGUGGGCGUGCAGGCCUCGCUUCCUCUCUUCAAGUCACCAACGACCUCGGAAGAGCCUUCCGUGAUGGCAGAAAACAGCAUCCCGCGGAGCUCGAAUAGCACCAGCAAAUCCUACUUGGCAUCGUGGCGCAAACUCCGGUCGAAAAGCUCUGGUACUCCCUCGGGUUCACACACACCUGUACCUUCUUCAGGAAGAGACAGUGGCAAGGAAGGGCUAACGAUGAAUACACUGCCCAUGACACUCUCUCCCAGCACGCGCAUAGUCAAGCGUAAUGUUGUACAACUCCAAUUCACAGGUCCGAAUGCCAACUACAUGGGGGCUCUCGCACGAUUAUUCGAUGCCGCUCAGGUUUUAGAUCAAAUUGUCCGCCAGGUUGAAGACCCCGGCCUCAAACAUUCCUCGCCUACCCACGUUGGGCUGGAACUGAGCACUCGUCAUGCCGCCGAAUUCUUUGGAUUCUACGUGUGCCGCUUUGCGCUCAAUGAUCUUGGUUUGCUGCUCGACAAGUACAUAAAGCGUGGCAGCGAGUGGGUAUCAUUGUAA